Python bivittatus (Burmese python) is the source of this 4072-nucleotide messenger RNA. The record is from RefSeq and is a predicted model, not a curated record. NCBI's taxonomy places the organism in Eukaryota, Metazoa, Chordata, Lepidosauria, Squamata, Pythonidae.
AUGGGUAUGAACUCUAGGAGUUUCAAUCCAAGAUAUCCAGGGAAUAUCAGAUCGGUUCCUGCUAUGAUAACCUCCUAUCCAAAUACCACCUUGGCAACACAGGGUCAAAAGAAAGAGAUGAGUUGCACAGCUCAUGGGGAAAAACCCAUCAUAGUCCGCUGGGAGAAAGAAGAUAGAAUAAUUAAUCCUGAAAUGUCCCGCUAUCUUGUUUCCACAAAAGAAGUGGGUGAUGAAGUCAUCUCUACUCUACAGAUUUUGCCAACGGUGCGAGAAGAUUCUGGUUUCUUCUCCUGCCAUGCCAUCAAUUCAUAUGGAGAGGAUCGUGGAAUAAUUCAGCUCACUGUGCAAGAACCCCCAGAUCCUCCAGAAAUAGAAAUCCGAGAGGUGAGAGCACGUAGCAUUGCCCUGAGAUGGACCAUGGGAUUUGAUGGAAAUAGUCCAAUCACAGGCUAUGAUAUAGAAUGCAAGAACAAGUCUGACUCCUGGGAUUCUGUCCAAAGAACCAAAGAUGUUUCCCCACAGCUGAAUCAAGCCACAAUCAUUGACCUACAUGCUUCUUCCACCUACAACAUCCGCAUGUAUGCAAAAAAUCGGAUUGGCAAAAGUGAAGCCAGCAAUGAGCUUACCAUCACCACUGAUGAAGCAGCUCCUGAUGGACCACCUCAGGAUGUUCAGCUUGAGCCCAUAUCUUCACAAAGCAUCAGGGUAACCUGGAAGGCUCCAAAGAAGCAUUUGCAAAAUGGAAUUAUUCGCGGUUAUCAGAUUGGCUACCGGGAAUACAGCGCAGGAGGCAAUUUCCAGUUCAACAUCAUCAGUAUUGAUACUACUGGAGACAGUGAAAUUUACACCUUAGAUAAUCUUAAAAAAUUCACACAAUAUGGCAUGGUUGUGCAAGCAUGUAAUCGAGCUGGAAUAGGACCAUCUUCUCAAGAAAUUAUCACCACUACUCUUGAGGAUGUUCCUAGUUCCCCUCCGGAGAAUGUCCAAGCCAUUGCUACAUCACCAGAAACCAUCUCUAUCACCUGGUCUACACUCGCCAAAGAUGCCCUCAAUGGAAUUCUACAGGGAUUUAGGGUUAUAUACUGGGCUAAUCUUUUGGAUGGAGAGCUGGGAGAAAUUAAAAAUGUCACCACUGUACAGCCAUCAUUAGAGCUUGAUGGUUUGGAAAAGUACACCAACUAUAGCAUCCAGGUGUUGGCAUUCACGCGAGCUGGAGAUGGGGUCAGGAGCGAGCAGAUUUUCACACGCACAAAGGAGGAUGUUCCAGGUCCUCCUGCUGGAGUUAAAGCAGCUGCAGCAUCAGCUUCUACUGUGUUUGUAUCUUGGCUGCCUCCCAUAAAGUUAAAUGGUGUCAUCCGAAAAUAUACUGUAUUCUGCUCUCAUCCAUAUCCCACAGUAAUCAGCGAAUUUGAAGCUUCUCCUGACUCAUUUUCCUACAGAAUUCCUAAUCUGAGCCGGAAUCGACAAUACAGUGUGUGGGUUGUUGCUGUAACAGCUGCAGGAAGGGGCAACAGCAGUGAAAUUAUCACCGUGGAACCAUUAGCUAAAGCUCCAGCCAGAAUUUUGACAUUCAGUGGCACAGUAACGACCCCAUGGAUGAAGGAUAUUAUUCUCCCUUGUAAAGCUGUUGGAGACCCUGCACCUACAGUCAAAUGGAUGAAAGAAAGUAACGGGACACCCAGUCUCGUGAUGAUUGAUGGGCGAAGAAGCAUCUUUAGUAAUGGCAGCUUUGUUAUCCAUACUGUGAAAGCAGAAGAUUCGGGAUAUUACAGUUGCGUGGCUACUAAUAACUGGGGAUCAGAUGAAAUUAUUCUGAAUUUGCAAGUUCAAGUUCCACCUGACCAGCCUAGACUUACUGUGUCCAAAACCACCUCUUCCUCAAUCACUCUUUCCUGGAUACCUGGAGACAAUGGAGGCAGCUCUAUUCGAGGUUAUAUACUCCAAUAUUCUGAGGACAACAGCGAACAAUGGGGCAGUUUUCCCAUUAGCCCUAGCGAACGUUCAUAUCGAUUGGAAACGCUGAAGUGUGGCACCUGGUACAAGUUCACUCUGACAGCUCAGAAUGGAGUGGGACCAGGACGUAUCAGUGAGAUCAUAGAGGCCAAAACACUUGGGAAAGAGCCACAGUUUUCAAAAGAACAAGAACUCUUUGCCAGUAUUAACACCACUCGAGUAAGAUUGAACCUUAUUGGCUGGAAUGAUGGUGGUUGUCCAAUCACCUCCUUUAUUCUGGAAUACAGGCCAUUUGGGACAACAGUAUGGACUACUGCACAACGAACAUCGCUUACCAAAUCAUAUAUAGUGUAUGAUCUUCAGGAGGCAACCUGGUAUGAGCUGCAGAUGAGAGUCUGUAACAGUGCUGGCUGUGCUGAAAAACAGGCCAAAUUUGCAACACUCAACUACGAUGGGAGUACAAUCCCUCCACUCAUUAAAUCAGUUGUCCAAAGUGAGGAAGGUCUGGCAACCAAUGAAGGGCUAAAGAUGCUGGUGACUAUUUCCUGUAUCUUGGUUGGGGUCUUGCUGCUUUUUGUGCUUCUGCUGGUUGUAAGAAGGAGACGGAGGGAACAGAGAUUGAAAAGACUCAGAGAUGCAAAAAGUUUGGCUGAAAUGCUUAUGAGCAAGAAUACAAGGACAUCGGAUACACUUAACAAGCAACAGCAGACACUGAGGAUGCAUAUAGAUAUUCCCAGAGCUCAGCUUCUGAUUGAAGAGAGAGAUACAAUGGAAACCAUUGAUGAUAGAUCUACAGUAUUGUUAACUGAUGCAGAUUUUGGAGAGACAUCAAAGCAGAAAUCAUUGACAGUUACUCAUACAGUACAUUAUCAAUCCGUCUCACAAGCCACUGGGCCGCUGGUGGACGUUUCUGACGCCAGACCAGGAACAAAUCCUACAACAAGAAGGAAUGCAAAAACUGGGCCUACAGCCCGGAACAGAUACGCUAGCCAAUGGACUCUCAACAGACCCCAUCCUACAAUAUCAGCCCACACUUUAACAACAGACUGGAGGCUGCCAACUCCCAGGGCCACAGGGUCUGUUGAUAAAGAAAGCGAUAGCUACAGUGUUAGUCCAUCACAAGAUACAGAUCGAGCAAGAAGCAGCAUGGUCUCCACAGAAAGUGCCUCCUCCACAUACGAAGAGCUAGCAAGAGCAUAUGAACAUGCCAAGAUGGAAGAGCAGCUGCGACAUGCAAAGUUUACCAUCACAGAAUGCUUCAUAUCAGACACCUCAUCAGAGCAGCUUACGGCAGGGACUAAUGAAUAUACAGACAGCCUGACCUCAAGCACCCCAUCCGAAUCAGGGAUUUGCAGAUUUACUGCAUCCCCUCCCAAACCUCAGGACGGAGGACGCGUGACAAACAUGGCUGUUCCAAAGGCACAUCGGCCAGGUGACCUCAUGCAUUUGCCACCAUAUCUUAGGAUGGACUUUUUGCUAAACCGAGGCGUUCCAGGCACUAGCAGAGACCUGGGUUUGGGACAGACCUGCCUGGAACCCCAAAAAAGCCGAACCUUGAAACGCCCGGCCGUCUUGGAGCCAGUCCCUGUGGAGGCUUCCUCCACGAGAGAAGCACAGUCAUGGCAAUCUGGUGGCGUAGCAACUUUACCUCAGCGAGAAGGAGCUGAGCUAGGACAGGCAGCAAAAAUGAGCAGCUCCCAAGAAUCCCUCCUGGACUCCCGGAGCCACUUGAAAGGAAACAAUCCCUACGCAAAAUCUUACACCCUUGUAUAACAAAAAGAGCAUGGCUGGACAGUGGCUGUAAAUACUUAAUAAUUAUUUAAAAAUCCAAUCAAAGCUACCUUUUUUAUUGAAUACCAAUAUUUAUAAUUAAAGAAGAAGAUUGCCAAAAUAUUUGGGACAAAAAUGCAACCAACAGACAGUGCAAAGACUCUCUUGCUUUUUUUCUGUCUGAGUGUGAGCUUCAUCUGAAUGGACCUCCUGAAUUUUUUGAGAAAAGGGAGUCCAGUUUUUCUGAUAUUCACAAGCUUUUGUGUUUUUACUGAUUUUCUACAAAGUGCAUGGGGACUAAAUAAAAUAUUUUAAACUGGGAGUUCCAUCACACACACGUAAGAAGAAA